AGAACAUGUUCCUUGCCAUCAUUAAUGACACUUAUGCCGAAGUAAAAUCAGAGAUUUCGCAAGACAGUAAUGAAUUUGAACUGGUAGAUUACUUCAAAAAGGGUUAUAAUAAUUUUCUUAGUAAACUCGGUAAGAGAGAUCAAAUUGCGGAUCUACACAAUGCCAUGAAAUUGGCAGACUCGGACGGCGACAACAAACUAUCGUUCGAGGAAGUGCGAAGAAAACUAAAACAACAAAAUUUCUCGGAAGCCGAAAUCGAAAUGUGGUUUGCAAAAUACGACAUCGACGGCAACAGACAGUUGGACGAACAAGAAACGAGGCAGAUGUUGGCCGACCUGGAAGGCCAGAAACUUCAAUUGGAUCGCGAGAUCGAAAAGGAACAGCAGAUGCCUUCGGAUGCCAGCCGUCCGGCCUCCGCCGUCGGCGGCCGUUCGGGAGUGUCUCUGGACGAUUUUCACGUUCUGUCACGUCGUGUCGAUCGAAUGGAACAUUCCAUCGGAAGCAUCGUUUCGAAAAUAGACGCAGUACUUGUAAAAAUGGAAUCUAUGGAAAGCGCCAAGACGAAACGCAGAGAUAAUAUGAAUAAAAUCUUAGACACAAUUUCUGAACACGACGGACUAGACGAGAAAGCCAAGCGCCAACAAAUGGAACAGUUGGUUCGAGAGGAGCUGCAGCGAUGGGAUUCCGACAUUUCUAUGAAUUCGCCUCGUUUUAAUGAAAAUAAUACAUAAAACAACGCCGAGUGCCCCGUUUAAAAUCUGGCACGGAGAAAGACCACUAUAACUGGAAAAAUUGCACACCAAGUUACAAUUACAAAGCUAGCACCAUCUUCACCAAACCAUCGUUUGGCAAAAUGAUUAAAUUUCGUCAAAGUUCGGUUUUAUUUACCAUCAGCCACAAGUUUAUUCUAUCGCUAGCAGUGUGCACUCGUAUUAAAAACAAUCCGUAUGAUUUAGAUGCAUUAACUAUGUAGCCAAAAUUCUAGUCGUCCUUAUUCUUUUAGUUGUAAAAACAUGAAUUUCAUAUAUAUACAUAUACAUACACACACAAUAUUUUAGUUAAAAUUUAUGUACUGCAAAUGUUUUAGCUCUAAAAUAUCAAUCAAAAGAUAGUAAGUUUUUGUAAUUAUUAACGAUACUUACAGAUUGGCGAUGACGCGUGGAAGUCCCGUAGGUCGCUCGUAACAAAUUUAGCGAGAAUUCUUUCAACCAAAAUCGAGGACGAAGCAGAUUUAGCAACCAUCGGUCUAAGUUUCUGCCCCAUGUGUCUUUGUGAAGAUCCGCGAGGAGAACACGCGAUCGACCGACAGUCGAUAAAUCUUUGCCCUCGAUUCUGGUCGAAAGAAUUGUCGAUAAAUUCAUUACAAGCUACUUAUAGAUUAAUUCAUACUACAAAGUUUAGCUUAUUUUACUUAAAAAAUUAUGUAAAAUUGAUGGAAAAAUAAGUUAUGCUCGAAUUCGUUUCAUAUGCAGCUUAGACAUAGUAGUCAACUUCAGACGAUAAUAAAACUAGGUUACAUUUUUUUUUUUUAAUAAUUAUUUCAUUAGCCACCCUUAGAAAAUGUAUGAUGUCGAAAGUACCAAUAUGCAGCAAGCAUGCAGUUUAAUUAUAAAAACUUAAUUUGUGUUUAAUGCAUUGAACUAAACUCAAAAUUAUUAUUUAUUACAAGAACAUUUCUGAAUUCUAGCAACUCUUAAAAUUAUAAGAAAGAACUUAUAAUUUUAAAACAGUACGAAAUAUUGGAAAACAGUUUCAAUAAUUUCUUGAUCUAGUCAUUACUGUGGAAAACUGUAACCAGAAAAUUUUAAUGUAAACCAAAGAUGUCAUGUAAUUUAUGAUUAUCCAUUGAAAUAAAAAUGCAUAGUAAGGCAAUUUAAUGGUGUUACGGAUGAAUUAUUUAAUGACGACGAUGUAGAAAUGACAUAAAGAGAUCUCGUAGGAUUUUUGGGAGUCGUAUAUUAGAAAGAUAGCAAAAGAUAACAAAACUAUUU
Messenger RNA from Centruroides sculpturatus (bark scorpion), 1991 nucleotides. Its product is annotated as polycystin-2-like. Lineage: Eukaryota; Metazoa; Arthropoda; Arachnida; Scorpiones; Buthidae. The transcript has 6 exons. The coding region runs from base 6 to 731 and encodes 241 amino acids. The record is from RefSeq and is a predicted model, not a curated record. Gene Ontology annotation, molecular function: calcium ion binding.